UCAAUCUUGUUUUGUUACCUCACGUAGAAUUUAGAAACAACUGUUUAGAAGAAAGGAGUAGGUGUGAAACGGUGAAUAUACACGCACGUAAGUUAAACGCGCCGUCGGCUAACAGCAGCCGAGGACUCAAUGAGACUGUCAAUAAAUUUUUGUUUGGUUUCCUUACCAUUAAUAUCCAUCCUAAAAAAGCUUAUACUAGUUUUUAUGUACAACUUCAAAAUUAGGCUGAAACAAGAGAGCUCACAUCUGGAUUCUUUUUCUUUUUGUGUUCUUUACAAAGAAUCAAACAAAUGGAGUCAUCAUCAACGCUGCUCAAAAGCUUAAACCAGAGAAAGUCACCAUCGUCUCCGGCAAGGAAACCACCAAGGCAAAAGAGGAAGACAGCGACGACCACGAGCAAUAACAAACCCAUCAAAGUCCGUUACAUAUCAAACCCGAUGAGAGUGGAGACGUGUGCUUCUAAGUUCAGAGAGCUCGUUCAAGAACUGACCGGUCAAAACGCCGCCGAUCUACCUCCGGGGCCCACCACUUUCGCCGCCGCAGAUCCUCACCAGGAGGAGAUGAAUCCUGAGCCGUUGGAUGAAGGGAUUUGUGAGUAUUACUCACCGAUGGAUGAUGAAGUGUUUAAUGCUCCGCAAAUGUCGGCAGGUCUGUCUGCGUUUUUCUCGUCUGGGUUUUACAACGUGAAUGCAUUAGAAAGCAUUGGUUCUCUCUGAAAAUCUUAUGUGUUUUUUUAAAUAAAAAGUAACACAGAUCUGUGUUCAAAAAAAAAAAAAAAAAUGGAACACAGAUCAGAAGAAGAAAUCAUCUUAGGGUUUCCUGGAUACCGACAUAUGUAUUUCUGUUUUUUUUUACAAAAAAAACAUGUAUUCUGUUUUUUCUUGUG
Brassica oleracea var. oleracea is the source of this 886-nucleotide messenger RNA. RefSeq names its product sigma factor binding protein 2, chloroplastic-like. The record is from RefSeq and is a predicted model, not a curated record. The transcript has a single exon. Lineage: Eukaryota; Viridiplantae; Streptophyta; Magnoliopsida; Brassicales; Brassicaceae. The coding region runs from base 291 to 716 and encodes 141 amino acids.